UUAGUAUUUUUGCGUCACUCAAUUUCCAAUUUUCUUGCUUGUAGGUUGUGCUAAUCGGCUAGCUAAGGACAAAUCGGACGCCAUUUUGUCCUACGCCUGGAUUGCAACAUUUUGAUUAUUAGUGUAUAUAACAAUUUUGAAUCAAUUAAAUUAAAUUAACAUAAUUUUAAAAACAACAACUGUUCGAUAAUAAAUAUAUCAGGAUACUUAACAUUUUUUUCAAAUACUGUAGGCACUGUUGUGAUAAGACAUUUUAUUAUUUGUGAAGGAUUAUGUAUCUAGAAACUAAGAUUUAUGUAUGUGUUUUCGUAAAAUGUAUUCCACGAGUACAGGAUUACAUAAAUCUUUAAAAGUACGCCGCCAUUUUAUAUCACGAAUGUCAUGCGUGGCGCGUGAUUGCUACACGUCAUCGUUGCCCAUGUUGUAAAGAGCAGAAAUAAAAUUAGCAUCAUGCCGCGGAUUUGUCCGAUGCAAUUAUUGAACUGCCUCAGCGUUCUCCUCUCACCAAAAGGCGGUAUCAAAAGCAAAGACGAAGUGCAGAGGCUUGCAAGUUUAAUGACCAAAUUCUCAAAGAAACUAGUGUCUAAAUGUAUAUACAUACAAAUUUUAAAGUGUACUGAGACUGAACUACUGGGACUAUUUAUGGGUUCUGGUGGUUGGCGAUUGGUACACAUGUGGCUAACAGAAAGCAUCGUCGCCAAAAAUUGGCCUCUUGUCAGAGAGCUUUUAGAGCUUUUGCUGCUUUGUCCUGUUGACAUUGAAAGACUGAAAACAAAUAAUUGCCCUAAGCUUGUCAAGGAAUUAUCCAAGGAUGGAAAUCACUAUGCUAUCAGGGCAUUGGCUUCGAAAUUGGUAGAGCAGUGGUUGAAAACUGUUAAAGGUGAACAUGUUGUGCCUAUUUUACUCACUGAUAUAACACAUAUAAUAUCAGAUGCACAAACAGAAAUUGAACCUAAAGAAAAAAAUGAAAUUUUAACGGAAACCGAACAAAUUGAAUGUGAAAUUAACGGCGAUAAUUCUUUAAAAACUGGGGGUUCGUCACCUGAGUUAUCGACUCAAGACAAUAAUGAUAUUAUUGAUACGGCUAAAGACACUGAAAAGGAGCCUGAAACGCUUCCUGUUUUAAAAAUAACUCUAAAAAAUGGCAAACAAAUAAUAUCUCAAGUAGAUGAAGAUAGUGUAGCGUCGGAUGAUGUUUCUGACAAGGAUAAAAUAAGAGAUAAACAUAGGAGUAGAAGUAAAGAAAAGUCUAGUGAUAAAAGUAGUAGUAGUUCAAGAUCUAGUUCUUCUAAACAUUCAAGUAAAUCUUCGAGUGAUAAAUAUAAAAGUAGCCAUAGAAGUAGUUCUAAUAAACAUAGUACUAAGGAAAGAUCGAAAGAUAAAGAAAAGCAUUCAUCACACAGUUCAAAAUCAAAACACAACUCGAGUAGUGGAAGCAGUAGUAGCAGUAGAAAGAGCAGUUCCUCUAGUAGGUCUAAAGAUGAUAAAACAAAACAUAGUUCUGAAAAGGAAAAAUCCAAAGAUAAAGACGAUAAAGGUAAAGAGUCGCCUAAUCCAUCCACAGAAAAAUCUGAUGAUAAACCAUCCAUACAUAAACUAGGAAAAAUACCUAAAUUAAGUGAUGUGAAGAGAGAAAAACCAUCUAUUUCGAUAGAAGUACGAAAACCUGAUGAUCCAAAGCCAAAAACUGUUAAAACUUUCCAUUCAAAGUUUAGAAAACAUGGGCUGGAGGAAGAAGUGAAACCUCCGCCUUCGCGCGCUGCGCUACUCAACAAGAAGCCCCCUCCCACGUUACCCCCUACCAUACCGGUACCCAAGAGGUCUUCGCCAGUUCACAACGAUACUCCGCCUGAAAAGAAACUUAAAACCGUUGACAUCGUAGAAAAACCAGGAGCUAUAAAAUUAAUUCCACCCAAACCGAAGCCUAUGAUGUUGCUCGAGAGUGAUAUGUUCAUGGAUGCACUAAAUGCCUCGGCAACAAACAAAAAAGAACCUAAGAAAAGGAAACGACGUACCAGCGGAUCCAAAGAUGGUAACGCGCCAAAUGAUUCAUCUCCACCUCAUACUCCGACGACUGUCGCUAGUCCUAACAGUGAAAGCAAAUCAGUACCCCCAAGAUUCUAUCAAGAUACUCUGGACACGGAAGAAAGCAGUAAAGCAUCACCAGAGAAAAGUACCGAUAAUAAUGAAGAAGCCGAUCUCGAUCAAGAAAUCGAAAAUAAUAAAGAGGAAAAAAUGGAUGUUUCGGAACCCCAUACACAUACAGUCAACGGCUUGAAAGGUGUCCUUUGUUACCAUAAAAGAAAAGGUCCUAAGAAAAGCAUAAGAUGGCGACCGGAUUCGGAAUUAGAGGAAAUACAAUACUUUGAACUGGAUGAAACAGAACGUGUUAACGUUACAAAAACAUUUACAGACAUGAAAUAUUUAGAAAGAAUUCACGAAAGAGAAGCUUUUCAGAAGGGACGCAAUCUCAGUAAUGAUGAUGUAAUGGAAGAAAAAACAAGUUGGAAAUCAUUAAUUUCCAUUGACUUAGAUGGUCAAAUACAAGUUGAAUAUGGUAAAAAUAGCAAAGAGAAAGAUAUACAGGCUAUUCGGCAGAAAGGUACAUUGCAACCUCUUUACUUCCAUAAAUCAAUGAUUCCCGACUCACCGCAUGAACCCGAUGUAGAAACUCACACAUACUCUGAACCAGCAGUUAUACCAUUAGACGAUGUUACUGGCAAUCAAGACAACAUAAGUGAUUUUCGCAAUAUGCCAUGGCCUGAACCGAAGGGUAAUGCCCCGCCUUCAUCAAACACCAACAUAAAUGUACCUACAAUGUUUCCACAAAAUAUGCCGCAAUUUCCUUCAAAUUUCCCUGGCACGCAGUUCCCAGGCGUGCCACCAGGGUUUCAAGGUGCGCCCAUGGUUCCUACUGAUUGGCCAAAUGCAGUAGCACCAAAUAUGAUGCCAAAUGGAAUUCCCGGACCGAUGGCGCCUACUGGUCUUCCACCAGGACCUAUUCCCCCAGGAAAUAUGCCUCCCGGAAUGAUGAUGCCCCCAGAAAACAUGAUGAUGGGUCCGGAAAUGUUUGGUGCGCCUAAUCCCCUUUACCCAGUGCCACCUGAAGGAUUUAAUAUGCAGCAAAACAUGUUUCCCAUGGACUUUAAUAUGGCAGGACCACAGGUAGCUCCAGGACCAGAUGGUUUUAACGGCCCUGGUAAUUUCCGUGGCGCUAUGCGAGGUCGGGGUGGAGGUUGGAGGGGUAAAGGUGGAGGAAAUUGGGAAGGACCUCCGAGAGGUCGUGGGGGCCAUGCGCGGGGUAAUAGAAAAGUUGUAUGUAUGUAUUUCCAGAGAAAGGGUUCGUGUAGGCAAGGCGACAAUUGUACUUUCCUUCAUCCCGGUGUUAAUUGUCCUUUCUAAUUUCUAGAGCUUAUGAAUAUGCAAUAAUGUGUACAAAAUUAUAGGUACAUUUUAAUAAGAUUUAAUUUAACGACCAGGCCGGUCCAAAAAAGACUGCUAAUGUAAAUUUGUAAAUAAUUAAUGUAAAUAUUGUGUUAAAAACUUUUUACGAACUUGGUGCAAGUAAUAAAAA
Messenger RNA from Papilio polytes (common Mormon), 3574 nucleotides. Its product is annotated as serine/threonine-protein phosphatase 1 regulatory subunit 10-like. Gene Ontology annotation, molecular function: metal ion binding. The transcript is spliced from 5 exons. Lineage: Eukaryota; Metazoa; Arthropoda; Insecta; Lepidoptera; Papilionidae. The coding region runs from base 451 to 3402 and encodes 983 amino acids. The record is from RefSeq and is a predicted model, not a curated record.